Molecule: messenger RNA, 1387 nt
Organism: Echinops telfairi (small Madagascar hedgehog)
Lineage: Eukaryota; Metazoa; Chordata; Mammalia; Afrosoricida; Tenrecidae
Gene: DEDD2
Product: death effector domain containing 2
Exons: 4
Coding region: 1-984 (327 amino acids)
Biological process (GO): extrinsic apoptotic signaling pathway via death domain receptors; apoptotic process; regulation of apoptotic process
Cellular component (GO): nucleolus
Molecular function (GO): protein binding; DNA binding
Source: RefSeq, a predicted model, not a curated record
AUGGCGCCGCCCGGACCGACCCCGGCCCCGAGCUGGGAAGAGGACGAGUGCCUGGACUACUACGGGAUGCUGUCGCUGCACCGCAUGUUCGAAGUGGUGGGCGGGCAGCUGACCGAGUGCGAGCUGGAGCUGCUGGCCUUCCUGCUGGACGAGGCGCCCGGCGCCGCUGGCGGCCUGGCGCGCGCGCGCAGCGGCCUGGAGCUGCUGCUGGAGUUGGAACGUCGAGGCCAGUGUCAGGAGAGCAACCUGCGUCUGCUGAGACAACUCCUGCGCGUGCUGGCCCGCCAGGACCUGCUGCCCCACCUGGCACGCAAGAGGCGCCGGCCAGUGUCUCCAGAACGCUACAGCUACGACACUUCUAGCUCUUCAAAGCGGGCAGAGGGCAGCUGCCGCCGUCGCCGACGCCACUCAAACACUUCCUCAACUUCUCAGCAGGGCCAGUGGGAGACAGGCUCCCCCCCAACCAAGCGGCAGCGGCGGAGUCGGGGCCGGCCCAGCGGUGGGGCCCGCUGGCGGCAGAGAGGGGCAUCAGCUGCCUCCCGGGAGCGGAGGAAGUCAGCCAGGUCCCCCUCAGAAGGCAAAGUGACCUGUGACAUCCGACUCCGGGUGCGGGCCGAGUACUGUGAGCACGGGCCGGCCUUGGAGCAGGGCGUGGCAUCCCGGAGGCCCCAGGCGCUGGCUCGGCAGCUGGACGUGUUCGGACAGGCCACGGCGGUGCUGCGCUCCCGAGACCUGGGCUCCGUGGUGUGUGACAUCAAGUUUUCCGAGCUCUCCUAUCUGGACGCCUUCUGGGGCGACUACCUGAGUGGCGCCCUGCUGCAGGCCCUGCGGGGCGUGUUCCUGACUGAGGCCCUGCGCGACGCCGUGGGCCGCGAGGCAGUCCGCUUGCUGGUCAGUGUGGAUGAGGCCGACUACGAGGCUGGGCGCCGCCGCCUGCUGCUGAUGGAGGAGGAGGGGGGCCGGCGCCCCACCCAGGCCUCCUGAUCCUGGAUUGGGCAGGACCACCCCCACCUCCUGUCCUCGGGGCCACCUGCCCCCCGAGGACCACCUCUGCCCCUAGCAGACUGUCUCCAGCAGCUCCGAGGACUGCAUGACAGGACAGCCUGUCCGCCCCUGACAGCCCCGCCCCCAGGAUGUGGGCUCUGAGGCCUCAACCACUUCAGCUGAGUUUCCUUAACACCCCCCACACACACACCUCUCCCAUCCCCAGGGUGCUUCCUCAGCCUCCCCAGGCCUGGGACACAGGCAUGCAGACCCAGGCCCAGGCCUCCUGGGGCGGUCUGAGCAGGAGCACACUGCCCUUCCCUUCCCGCAGCCUCCUGCCCCGCCCCACUCCACUUUGGCCUAAGGGCUUCUCUCUCAGGAUCUUUGAUUUUUCUGCCCUGAC